Sebastes umbrosus (honeycomb rockfish) is the source of this 1046-nucleotide messenger RNA. RefSeq lists its product as uncharacterized. Lineage: Eukaryota; Metazoa; Chordata; Actinopteri; Perciformes; Sebastidae. The coding region runs from base 69 to 719 and encodes 216 amino acids. The record is from RefSeq and is a predicted model, not a curated record. The transcript is spliced from 2 exons.
UACAAGACACCACUACAGAUUAACUGCCUAAUGUUGCCCCACAUAAUGGAAAACCCCAGAUCCAUGUGAUGUCAGUGCAAUUAGGUUUAAUUUUACAGUCUGUUCUGGUAAUUUCUGAAUCCCCCAGCAUGCACGGACUACCUUGCUCCUCUCUGGGUCAUUGUUUUGGUAAUCCAUCUGAUGUUAACACUGAUCCAACACCUGCUCAGGAGGAGCCAAACAACUCCAGACAAAGCAGAAAUAACCAUGGACUCCCUGCAGCAGGCCCGGUUAUAUCCCAACCAGAAGCCCUACCGCGCAGCCCACUGCAGCAGCAGCACAGACAGCCUCAGAGGACUAUCAGCUGUAUCUCUGACCACUCCACCAGAACCAUAAAAGUAAAUGGUGUCGACUCAAACUCUAUUUGCCGCCUGCAGGACACAGACGACGCCCCAUGCUUUGAGUCACCUCCGGCCCUCUGUGGCCUCUCCCAGAGCUCAGAGGAGGAUGAGCUGGAAGUGGAGUUUAGCCCGGAGCUGGAGCUGAAAUAUCCUCACAUUCCCAGACCCUCCAUUAUUAUCAGACAGCCUAAGGAAUCAGAAUUCCAGGAAACAGCGUCUGACAGGUCGGACGGUAGGGAGACAGAGGAUGGAGGGUUAUCAGGUACGGAAAACAACACAAGCUUCCUCCUCUCUCUUCUGUCUCCGCUCCCUUCCCCAACUCCAGCUCUUGCACGCUGAAUCUGUCGGGCACAGAUUUGACAAUGGAAAAAAGUUCUGGCUGGAGCUGUCCUCUGCUGAUGGAAAAACAACUUAGAUUUUUAUGUGGAGAGGAACAUAUUUGUGAAAAGAAUGACUGAGGAAAUGAUCGAGUUCACACAGUUGUGACCCCAAUGUGUCAUUACGAAAGAAUUUUUGUUCCAUAAUGUGUCUGUUCAUGAGUGACUUGGGAGACUUCUCUUUGUCUGUCAGUAGUAAAUAGUGAUCCAGAGGAAAGGACGACUGUGUGUGUGUGUGUGUGUGUGUGUGUGUGUGUGUGUGUGUGUGUGUGUGUGUGUGUGUGUGUGU